Molecule: messenger RNA, 497 nt
Organism: Triplophysa dalaica
Lineage: Eukaryota; Metazoa; Chordata; Actinopteri; Cypriniformes; Nemacheilidae
Product: beta-microseminoprotein-like
Exons: 5
Coding region: 49-369 (106 amino acids)
Source: RefSeq, a predicted model, not a curated record
CGUUGGAAGAUCCUAAAGCACUUAUUGCUCACCACAUCUCAGCGCAACAUGCUCAGACUAUUAGUGUUGUUGAUGGUAGUGGUCUAUUGUAACAGCUGCUCCCUUGAUGUGCCCAAUGACGGUACCACUGAUGCCCCAGAUUGUUAUGACAGUGAAGGAAAUUCCCAUCCGAUUUACAGUGAGUGGAGCACAGACACUGAAAGAUGUGUAUGUUCCACUCUUGGGACCCUCUGUUGCCCAAGUUUUAACAACGUAGGCGACUGGGAAAAAUGGUAUGCUGAGCAUUUUGGGGGAUAUCUCCAUGGGAGCAACCAGGAACAUGAGUAUGGAAAUCAAGUGACUGGUGUGACUGACUUCAUUGCAUAUUGAUUGAUUGCAUAUAUAUGAUUAAGGAAACUCAGCUGUCCUACUAACAUCCUACAAAUGUUUUGACGUAAAUAAUUCUCUCUCUCAAGUAUCUUUGCUACUUUGUUAAAAUAAACACAUACUAGCAUGCA